CCAUGUCCAUUUACUCUAUCAUCAUUCGCAGAGAAUCACUGACAGUUAACAUCAACAAUACCGACGAAAAGAUAUAUUAAAAAAAGAAGAAAAAAGAAAAAAAAAAGCUAGUAUCAAAGCCAAAUUUACCCCAACCCAGCUUGGCCAUCAAAAUACUCAGCCUGAUCCUCCAAAAAGAAGGCAAAGCGAAACAAAACAAAACAUGACGACCGAAGCAACAGCUUCACAACAAGACCAGCUGCAACAGCAGCAGCAGCAACGGCGGCAGCAGCAGCAGCAGCAGCAAAAACAGCAAGAGCAAGGUCCAAACGGAUCACCGCCAUUGCCGGCGCGCCACAUGCCGCUGACCCCGGGGCCGCGGGCGUCGCGGUUCCAGGAGGUGCUGGACUCGAGCCUGUCGCAUACGCUGGGCAAGAUCAGCUGGGAGAACUUCGCGGCGUGCUACCCGACGGUGGCGGCGCAGGCGCCCGCCGUGCUGCGCGCGGUCCAGAAGCAGAUGGUCGAUCGGUUGGGUGCGCUUUGUAAGAAAGAAUUCGAAUCGGUGAUGCAGACCCGGAAUGUAGUAGCCAAGCUCAACGAGCUCGAGGGCCUGGUCAUCGAGGCCGAGCGCAAGAGGGACGAGGCGGGAGUGGUGGGGGCCGAGGCGCCUGUUCCUCCGCACAUGCUCCCGCCAGACGAGGUGCUAGCCGCGCACCUGGCGCCGCACCUGGCGCAGCAGCAGUCGCAGCUCAACGCCAAGCUGCAGACGGUGCAGGCGCACAACGCGAGGCUGUUCGCCGACAUCCAGCGCCAGCGCGCCGAGAUGCAGUCCCUCGUCGGCCUCCUCCUCAAGGUCAUGGAAGACAUCGACGACGCUAACGGCCAGAUCGACGACGUCGCCGACGACCUCGCCCGCGAGAUGCGCGCCGUCGAGGCUGAGAUGGCGCGCGAGUCGUAGUUGCUUGGUACAUAAUGUUGCUUGGUUAGUACAGAGAGGUGUGUGCAUACUGAGUAGGUACCUACCUACUUGGUACAAUACAUAUACCUACGGUCGGGCGUUUUCGGCGUACCUACCUACAUACAUGUAUGCUAUGUACUAGCAUAAUGGUACUUAUGUAGACGAACGAGAUAUUGUUGGAUACAUACAUACAUGUAACACAUACUUAUAUGUAUCGUUAGUAUCCGGCCUCGGAUCAUCUGGGUAUGUAUGGAUGGAUGUAGGUACAUAGGUACCUAGGUAAGACUGGUACAUAUGUAAGUAGGUGCCUGGCUAACUCAAGUACAUAAUUCUUAUCCCACUAGAUCUUAGCAUACUUCUUGUGUAGACAUGCACAC
Hypoxylon fragiforme is the source of this 1314-nucleotide messenger RNA. RefSeq names its product Nnf1-domain-containing protein. Bases 203 to 937 code for a protein of 244 amino acids. Gene Ontology annotation, biological process: chromosome segregation. The transcript has 4 exons. The record is from RefSeq and is a predicted model, not a curated record. Lineage: Eukaryota; Fungi; Ascomycota; Sordariomycetes; Xylariales; Hypoxylaceae. Gene Ontology annotation, cellular component: MIS12/MIND type complex.